GAUCAAUGGAGCACGGGACAAGCCUCAGUCCCUAGCCGACCACCUCAAUGUUCAAACUGAUGGAGAGCACUCCAGGUUUCAAAUAUGCUUGCGGCUGGAACAAAUUCAAUUUCGAUCUUCUCGGAAUUUGGCCUCAACAGAAUGUUAAUCGAAUAAAAAAAUACCGGGCACUCAUAAACGCAGGUUCGAUAUUAUUUAUUCUCACUUUGCCCCGGUUAGCUGCGUUGUCUUUAUUCUGGGGUGAGAUAGACGCGAUGAUCCAAUGUUUCUCCACCCACAUGCCAUUUGCUAUUGGAAUCAUGAAAUUUACGAUACUCCAUUUUCAACGAGAAGUCCUAGCGAGAUUUUUGCAAGCGAUGGAAGUUGACUGGAGUCUCGUAAAAAGUGAGAAGUAUUUCGAGAGCAUGAUAAAAAUGGCAAGAAUCGGCCGGAUUAUCUCCAUCAUCUCUGGAUCCAUGGCGCACACAGCCAAUACCUUCGGUUUCGUAGUCCAAAAGUGGUACAAUCUAGAGAGCUAUUACAUACAAGAUCCUGAUCCUCGAUUAACCAUGAAUCUCUUCUGGCUCGUCUAUAUACCAAUUGAUACAAGCAACACUGCCAAUUAUAUCUGUUUACUAUCUCUUCAAUUCUACGCAUCGUGCAUUGGCUGUGUAAUUUACUGCUGUUUUGACAGUUUUGUUGUUAUGCUGGUACUUCAUCUGUGUGGACAGCUACAGUGUGUCGAAAUAUCAGUAGCAGAAAUUGGGACUCAUGGGUCCACGAACAGCUGUUUCAGGACAGAUUUGAGGAGAAUUGUUCAAAGACAUGAAAGCAUCAUGCGAUUAGCUGGUGACCUUGAAGACUCGUUCAGUCUGGUAUUGUUACUGUCAUUGAUAGGCUGCACCUUAACAUUCUGCUUUGAAGGAUACGCUUUGAUAAGGCUUUUGGACAGAGGACAGUUGGGCUUCUUCCAACUUGGAUUUUCCAUGACCGUUGCAUCGGGGGCAUUCUUACAUUUAUUCUUCUGUUGUUGGGCCGGCGAUUUUUUGUCGGAACAGAGUAUGGCCGUGGGGAAAGCUAUUCACUGUAGCAAGUGGUACAAUUUAUCGGAUACCGAAGCUCGGACGCUCAUGAUGAUGGGUUUUAAAGCCUUCGUACCAUUAGAAUUAACAGCUGGAAAGUUCGCAGCCCUUUCCCUCAAUCUUUUUGUUAAUGUCGUCAAAACAUCAAUGAGUUAUCUAUCAGUUCUAUUGGCAUGUCAAGGCAGUAAAGUCUAG
Fopius arisanus is the source of this 1256-nucleotide messenger RNA. RefSeq names its product odorant receptor 85b-like. Gene Ontology annotation, molecular function: olfactory receptor activity; odorant binding. Bases 48 to 1256 code for a protein of 402 amino acids. Gene Ontology annotation, cellular component: plasma membrane. The record is from RefSeq and is a predicted model, not a curated record. Gene Ontology annotation, biological process: sensory perception of smell; detection of chemical stimulus involved in sensory perception of smell. Lineage: Eukaryota; Metazoa; Arthropoda; Insecta; Hymenoptera; Braconidae. The transcript is spliced from 8 exons.